AUGUCAUUCUCGUUGUACGACAUUCGUAAGAAGGCCCGUGCAGUGCAAAACUACCUGGUUUCUGACCCUCAGCCAGAGCUCACUGUUGUGAGACAGGCCACAACGACGGAUCCUUGGGGGCCCACGGUGAAGGAGAUGGACCAGGUGAAGGAUCUGCUGAUAAAGAGUGAGCCGGAGUUCGUCAUCUCGCUGAUAACCGAUAGAAUAGCGGAGUACGUACAGUCGUAUGGAGGCGCAACACAGUCGAGCUACUACUCGCGGGCAGUGCACUACUUGAACAUGGGCUCGGAGUGGAGAAUCGUGUUCAAGUGUCUGAAGGUGCUGGAGUACCUGGUGAUAACAGCAGAUGACACUGUCGUGCCUGUGAUAGGAGACCACAUGUCGCUGCUCGAGGAGAUUGGUAACUACGCUGUGGAUGAGAGUGAUGUCACGACCAAGGGUUUGCAAAAGAAGGAGCAUCGGGAAAUCCUGCGGAAGAAAAGAGAUGAGCUGGUACGGUUACUGAAGGACCACGAGUUCAGAGACUCACAGAGAUUGAUAUUCAUGAAGUUACAGUCGCAAGAAGGUAUAGAAAACGGGCCCAUCGAGCCCAAGAAGAACUUUGAUGAUGACGUCCCCGGGUUCAUGCAGGACUUCAAGGUGAAACAGAUGGAUCGUCACAAGAUGGCGAAUUCGAACCUGAAGAACGAGAUCAGGACAGAAUGGAGCCACAUGGCUCGUCCCAAGGAGGUGCUACCGGGUGAUUAUGGGGUCAUAGGGUCUGGCCAGGCCGGCGAGUCUCUAUUCGAUGAGGAGGAGCUCAACGACGUACAAUACACUGAUAGUCAUCAAGAGUAG
Williopsis jadinii is the source of this 837-nucleotide messenger RNA. It is a transcript of the gene ENT5, whose product is annotated as Ent5p. The record is from RefSeq and is a predicted model, not a curated record. The transcript has a single exon. The coding region runs from base 1 to 837 and encodes 278 amino acids. NCBI's taxonomy places the organism in Eukaryota, Fungi, Ascomycota, Saccharomycetes, Phaffomycetales, Wickerhamomycetaceae. Gene Ontology annotation, molecular function: phospholipid binding; clathrin binding. Gene Ontology annotation, biological process: endocytosis; Golgi to endosome transport. Gene Ontology annotation, cellular component: plasma membrane; clathrin vesicle coat; endosome.